AUAUAAAUCACACGUACACUGAUAGUUAUUGUUAGCAAGAUAACACUGGCUAGUUAACAGCUAACUUCACGAAGGCUUUUCCAUUGUAUAGUUAGUCGUUAACGUAUUAACUAGCUUGGUUACGCUCACUGGCUAGUUAAACGUUUUCUAAGCUACUAGCUGUUUCCUGAGAGGGUUAACGCUGUGUUAAUCGUAAAACACCAAACAAUGGACAAUCUUGAAACACCUUACGAUGUUGAGGCUGAAUUCAUUGAAUGCACGGUCUGUGAUAAAUCCAUAAGGGGAGAAACCUUGUACAAGAUCCAUCUGACUACACCAGGACACAUAAAGAAAGAGGACGUCAUUGUUGCUGCGGGGCUUGCAGUUAGGCAACACACCGUACCAGAUUUUAAGGACAUUUUACAAUAUCUGGAUUACUUGAAGCUUGAUGAGCCCAUCAUCGGUUUGAGCUAUUUGGACGAAGUGCCUCGUAAUGACCCACAAGCAGGACCCAGAUAUUUAUGUAGACUAUGUCAUCUGACAGCAAACCUACCAGAAAUGGUCCACCAUGUGAUUGGACGUAAACACAGGCAGAAAUACGUGGAGCUGAAACGGCCGGACUUGGUGACCUGGGAUAAACAAUCCAUAAUAACCCAAGGAGGAAAGAUCAUACGUGCCAGAGCAGAAAUAAUAGAAAGACAGGAUGGACGAGGAAAUCCAUUGCCAAUGGCAAAAAGAGGGAUUGAAGGCACGUUAAACAUCUCAAGAGUUCCCCUAAGGCAGAAGCAAAAUAGGGACGGAAGUAUCGCACAGAGUUUGACCCAACGAGAUGUCCCUUCACACUUUACAGAUGUCGAAGACUAUAAGGAUGAGUACUCUCACCAAGGGAGGUAUCCCCCAGUUUAUCCAAAUAAACCCCCUUGCCACGCAAAUGAACCUUAUAUGAGCAGAGACAGACAGAUGUGUCCACGGGAGGACAGUGUCAAGCGUGAACACAUGGAAGAGGAGCCACGCAGGGGAGAUUACAGAGUAAAUAAUAUGUACAGACGAGAAUAUAUCGACCUUGAUCAUUGUAGGGAAUACGAAGAGGAAUAUGUUGAAGAAACACAAGGAAGAGCUGCACUUGAGCCAGGUGGUGAUACCAACUAUGAUCCUAGGGAAGAGAUGCUGAUGCCCCAUGACCAGGCUCAGCAUGAAGAGUAUUACCCAGAUGAGGCUCCUCCUAACAGAAGACCCUACCCAGAAAGAGAUCCUCUGAAAGAGUUCUACUCUGAGGAAGUUAGGCGUGGGCGAGUUUGUUCAGAGUAUCAGCCCUCACAGCCAGUGUACCCAGAAGAUAAACACCAGUGGUCUCUGGACAGGGAAUCUGGUAGACAUGACAGUAUGAAUAGAGCAAGUAGGCAGGGAUCAAGGGAACCAGAGGUCAAGAGGAGCAGCUUUCCCACAUGUAUGGAGAAUGAUAGAAUACAUGAUCGUUUGUUCAAUAUUAUCAAAGAUUAUCAGCACAAAAUGAGAGAAACGCAUGAAGAUGUGGCAGUUUCUAACCCUGGGGCAAGCAAAGCGGGACCCCCUUCCUCCCAGAGACGAGUGGAAGUUACUAGAACCAUGUCUGGCAUCCCAGCGCCAUUCAGGCGCUUUCUGACAGGGGCCACUAAUGAUGAGGGACACGGUAAAAGAAAAAGAAAAAGUCGCUUCUCUGAUGCCACUGCAGAGGAGGUGGAAUUAACAAAGGAGAUGUUCAGUUAUGAAUAUGGACCUCCAAAUCCAAAGUUUGCUGGGUUUCCUAGACCAGUUAGUGUACCAUUGAGACCUGAAACCUAUGGAACACAACACCCUGACCUCUACAGAGAAUCACAGAGCCCACAUCAUACCAAAAACUACCAAAGAGAAGGCUCUGGGUCAGAGGGUGUCUUUGAUAUGCUGAAAAGCAUUGAAAUUGAGAAUGCAGAAGAAGCUGACUUCCUUAAGAACAAACUUUGCAGCCUUCUGAAAGAAUUCAAGUCCAAAAAAUCAGAAAAGGCUGUGCAAAACAGCCAAAGUCGAGCAGAUUCAGACCUUAGACGACCACAAGACUUCUGUUUCAAAGAUGAUCACAGGGGACGAGGCUGGAAGCAACAAGAGUACAUACCCGAUGAACGGCUCCACAAAUACCAGCAUCCUGUAUACGGGGAACCCGUGCACUCAAAUAGAAGCCGUUAUGAAGAGGUCUUCGGAUGUCCCAAAAUCUCUCGGACUCCACAUGCUGCCCAUCCAGAUGAGCCAGUACAUUUUCCUGAGAGGUUUCAAGAACCCAUGCACCAUCGUGACCACCGAGCUAGUGCCGAGGAGUAUUUUGACUCCCAUUCUACUUCACCUACCCUACACAUGGAACAAGAACCCAGGAUGCACAGGGGCCCCCGGUACUCCAAGAACCUGGACAAAAUAACCUCCACCCUCCUGGAACUUGUGGCAAGGAAAUAAUCACAUUUCCAUAGAUGUUCUGUAAACUAAAUAUCCACACUUAUAAUGGAAUACCUUUGUUGUGAAAACAUGAUUUAAUGUUAAAUUUUCUU
This is a messenger RNA of Xiphias gladius (swordfish), 2531 nucleotides long. RefSeq lists its product as uncharacterized. Gene Ontology annotation, cellular component: precatalytic spliceosome. The record is from RefSeq and is a predicted model, not a curated record. The transcript has 13 exons. Bases 208 to 2439 code for a protein of 743 amino acids. NCBI's taxonomy places the organism in Eukaryota, Metazoa, Chordata, Actinopteri, Istiophoriformes, Xiphiidae. Gene Ontology annotation, molecular function: single-stranded RNA binding; double-stranded RNA binding.